This is a messenger RNA of Epinephelus lanceolatus (giant grouper), 3271 nucleotides long. RefSeq names its product solute carrier family 27 member 1a (gene slc27a1a). Gene Ontology annotation, molecular function: oleoyl-CoA ligase activity; long-chain fatty acid transmembrane transporter activity. Gene Ontology annotation, cellular component: endoplasmic reticulum membrane; mitochondrial inner membrane; plasma membrane. Lineage: Eukaryota; Metazoa; Chordata; Actinopteri; Perciformes; Serranidae. The record is from RefSeq and is a predicted model, not a curated record. Gene Ontology annotation, biological process: medium-chain fatty acid transport; long-chain fatty acid import into cell; long-chain fatty acid metabolic process.
CAAUAUGGAGUACAGAAAAUAGCCUGAUUCACUUUCUCGCUGCAUUUCACUGCCCUCAUUCACUUUUGGGCCACUUUUGCAUUCCGGGCACAAAUGAUGAACUCUCCCCCGUAGAUGUCAGCCGACAGGACUCGCUCACGUACGUUUUACAUAUUUCCAAAUACCGUCUGAAUGUAAACUGUUUACUAGCUUACUUAACGGUCACAACAACCGCGCUGACGGGCAGUGAACGGCAAAACUGUUGGAACUCUGUAAAACUACUGGUUUCCUUAAAAACACUGUGUCAUUUCGACGCCCUCAAUAUCCGGAGGAAGACAUAAAUACUCGAUAGUUUCCUCGACAGCACUUAGCAAGUUGUGCCGACCGACCGGCGGGGUUAUCGGGUGAAAGGUGACAUCGCGUCAGUCCAUUGACCCGUAGAAUGCACAAUGCAGCGAGUGUCUCAGCCUCUCUGGGGUCCGUGGGACUGUUGCGUCUCUUCGGGGUGUCCUGGUCCUGGACUCUGGCAGCAGGCCUAGGGGUUUAUCUGGGCACAAGGAGCUGGAAAUACUUCUACAUAGCAGCACGAACAGCCAAGAGAGACCUCAAUGGCCUGUACGUGCUGUUGAGAGUGAAGCUGGAUUUAUGGCGCUACGUGCGCAAUGGCAGUAACAUUCCUUCCAUUUUCGCCCAGACGGUAAAACGGCACCCAAAUAAACCAGCACUGAUUUAUGAGGCCACAGGGGAAACGUGGACCUUCACCCAGCUUGACGAGCUGUCGAAUGCGGUGGCCCACUGGGCAAGAGGUCAGGGGUGGGUCUCAGGGGAUGUGGUGGCCCUCUUCAUGGAGAGUAGGCCGUUGCAGGUGGCGCUUUGGCUGGGCUUUGCCAAGGUUGGGGUGGAAGCUGCACUCAUCAACUUCAACCUUCGCCAUGAUUCCCUGCUGCACUGUAUCGGGGUGUCUGGGUCACGGGCUGUUGUGUUCGGAGCUGAGCUUGCUGAUGCCAUGUUGGAGGUCAGCUCAUCCAUCAACCAGUCCAUGAUACGGUUUUGCACAGGAGACCUCAGUGCAGAAUAUCUGGCCCGACUGAAUGCCCAGUUCCUGGACCCAAUUUUAGCCUCUUCACCUCGACAUGCCCCUUUACCUUGUGUUCCCCCCAAAGGCAUGAACGACCGUCUAUUUUAUAUUUACACCUCCGGCACAACAGGACUGCCCAAGGCUGCCAUUGUGGUACACAGUCGUUACUACAGAAUUGCUGCUUUUGGGUAUUUUGCCUUUCGCAUGUGCCCUGCUGACAUCAUCUAUGACUGUCUGCCCCUCUAUCAUUCAGCAGGUAAUAUCAUGGGAGUCGGUCAGUGUCUGAUCCACGGCCUCACUGUGGUAGUGAAGAAGAAAUUCUCUGCCAGCCGCUUCUGGGAAGACUGCAUUAAGUACAAUUGCACUGUGGUGCAGUAUAUCGGGGAAAUCUGCCGCUACCUCCUGUCUCAGCCAGUACGGCCAUCAGAAAAAGGCCACAAAGUUCGUCUGGCGGUGGGAAACGGGUUGCGCCCCAGCGUGUGGGAGGCCUUCACAGAGCGUUUUGGCGUGGCACAGAUUGGCGAGUUCUACGGAGCAACUGAGUGCAACUGCAGCAUUGCCAACAUGGAUGGCAAGGUUGGAGCCUGCGGAUUCAACAGUCGCAUUCUUCCCAACGUAUACCCCAUCCGUCUGGUGAGGGUGGACGAGGACAGCUUGGAGCUAGUUCGUGACAGCCGGGGGCUCUGUGUGCCAUGCCGCCCUGGGGAGCCAGGGCUUCUGGUGGGUCGCAUCAACCAGCAGGACCCAUUGCGGCGUUUUGAUGGCUACGCUAACCAGGAUGCUACCAGGAAGAAGAUAGCUCACAAUGUCUUCAAGAAAAAUGAUUCUGCCUAUUUAUCAGGUGACGUGCUGGUGAUGGAUGAGAUGGGCUACAUGUACUUCCGUGACCGCGGUGGAGACACGUUCCGCUGGCGAGGGGAAAAUGUCUCCACCACUGAGGUGGAGGGCGUACUCAGCAGUCUUCUGGGUCAGACUGAUGUGGCUGUGUAUGGCGUGGCAGUGCCAGGUGUGGAAGGUAAGGCGGGCAUGGCUGCCAUUGCAGACACUACAGGGAGUUUUGACUGCAACAGCUUCAUGCAGAAAGUUCAGCAAGCUCUUCCUUCGUAUGCACGCCCCGUGUUCCUGCGAAUCUCCCCAAAUGUGGAUACCACAGGUACAUUUAAAAUCCAGAAAACCAGGCUGCAGAGGGAGGGAUAUGACCCACGUCUCACUACCGACCAGAUCUACUUUUUGAACGCUAGAGCCUCGUGUUAUGUGCCUGUAGACGAGGAGCUGUACAAUGCUAUAGCUGAGGGAAGAAUGUCUCUAUGAGAUGGAGGAGGCCGUAGCAGGGCAGGCAUGGUGCCUCAGUUUAAGAGAUGCUGUAGAGAGACAGUGGCGUAUGCAUAUGCUGUGUCAGGUCAGUAAGUCUUGGUGCACCACCUGUCUGGAUUUUAACCUUUCAGGUUGAUGGGACUACUUACAUAGUAAGUAUUGUUACAGAUGACGUUUUAACACUGUAUGAGUAACACACCAAGACAUAAUGUGAGGGCAUGUAUUCCCUUUAAUAACUUGUUUUUAAUUAUUAAAUGCACACCUCAAAAAGCCUUUGAGCAUCACUGCACAUAGAGUGGGUAUCUCUCACACCCCAUUUGAAGCAGGAUACAUGUUACAACAAUGUUAGGACAGCGAAGGGUAGCAACAGGCCAAGCUCUUACAGGGUAUAUACCCAUUUAUGAAAUGUGCUGCGAGAAUAAUUCUGUGUAGGUUUAAGCAAUACUUGAGUGAAGCAGUGAAGUUACUGAUGUGUGUUUGAAUGAAGCUGAAAGAUGAGACUUGAACAUGCAAUACAUGUGGCUACUAGAUCAAACACUAACCAUAGUCUUUGUUUUAAUGCAAUGGAAAACUAAUCUCACUUGUCAUAUUCCAACCUUUGAACAACACUGGCACGGGUUUGCAAAUACACAAAAGUUGUUACUCUAUGUGCCUUAUAUGAAACAUCAGAUCUGUGUUUCAUUUUUUUAAAUGCUUUUUUUGGAAAGGAGCUCAACAGAUUGUGGAAAUCACAGAAGUGAUUUUGUGUCGUGCAAAGCUAAGUCACUCAUAGUGACUGUCAUUUUAUGUACAAAUUUUAUCAGUGUUGUAAUAUAUGGGUGUUCAAGCUAUUUACAACUUCAGAUCCACUCCGAGACUACAUUUUUGUUGAAGCUAACUCAGAUUAAAUAUUUUAAAACA